UACUACAAUAUAAAAACUUACAGCUGCUCAGCUUUUUUAUGUGGAGAAAUCCCAAGAAAAAAAGUACUGCAACUUAAACAAUAACAAAAUACAUUAUUUAGGUAUAACAGCUAAUUGAUUAAAAUUUCAAGUUGAAAUAUUAAAGGAGAUAUUAAUAAGGAGACAAACAGAUGUUUGCAAAGGAGGGAGGCAGUGACGUCAGCAGUCCUAACAGGUAUUUUACCCACCUCUGAUCAACAUAAAGCUCUGAUUUUCAGCUGGGCUCAUGUGGUAAGUAGAGUUUUAAUAUCACACAUGUAAAAGUUUAGUUUAUAUCUGCAGUUUUUUCUGACCGGACUUCUUCCUUUGACAGAGUUCGCAAAACUCUGAUAAAGCUUUUUUGCAAAGAGAAAAGCCUGAUUCGUGCGCAUUUUUGGUCCAAAUGGUCCCGGUUCUGUUGAACCUGGCCUCAGCCGCGGUGCUGGUGCUGACCUGCACGUGUACAGUGCCGCUGCGGGCCCAGAAGCCGGAGCAGGUGGACCCCCUGAGCGCCCACCGCGCGGACCCGCAGUGCUGGGACUCCUCCUCGGCUCUGCUGCUGAAGAUGCGCUCCCCGAGGAUCGCGGACACGGUGCCCGCCUUCUGGGACCUGAUGGGGACCCUCAGGUCCUCGGAGAACGAGAAGCACACGACGCUGUUCUGGGACCUGGCCCGGGUCUUCUGGGACAUCUACCUGGACUGCGUCCUGUCCAGGAGCCACGGCCUGGGGCGCAGACAGGUCACCUCGGUGCGCUCCCUGGUUACUGACAGUAAGAGCUUCAAAUGUUACAAAACAUUAUUUAUUGUAUUUAUUUUAUUUCACCAAACCAAAUACGAUAGUAUUUAUAUGAAACUCAACCAUAUGAUCAACUAAAACUAAGAAUUA
Molecule: messenger RNA, 904 nt
Organism: Austrofundulus limnaeus
Lineage: Eukaryota; Metazoa; Chordata; Actinopteri; Cyprinodontiformes; Rivulidae
Gene: fam237a
Product: family with sequence similarity 237 member A
Exons: 1
Coding region: 422-892 (156 amino acids)
Source: RefSeq, a predicted model, not a curated record